This is a messenger RNA of Drosophila rhopaloa, 978 nucleotides long. Its product is annotated as reticulon-2. The record is from RefSeq and is a predicted model, not a curated record. NCBI's taxonomy places the organism in Eukaryota, Metazoa, Arthropoda, Insecta, Diptera, Drosophilidae. Bases 43 to 831 code for a protein of 262 amino acids. The transcript is spliced from 2 exons.
UCGACAUCGGCGAGAAUUUCAUAAAAAUCUUAUACAAAAAAAAUGGCCUCCGAUUCGGGCUCAUUUCCAGUUUUUGUACCCAACGCGGAGUUGGAUAAGAAUAUUUUAAGCUGUAUUGGUGAAAAGAUAACCCAUCUGAUCCUGUGGCGCGACUGGCGAAAGUCGGUUCUGGUAUUCAUAGUCCUGCAGGCUAUAGUUUUCGAUCUCACUAAUGAGUCGGCCAUAAGUGUGAUUGGCGUAUGGGGUCUGUUUGGACUUUGGAUAACCGUCGGCUACCGCUUCUAUGUGCGAUGCCUUCAGUGCUUUAAUAAGACGAAUAUUCAGGGAAAUCCCUACCAAAAAUAUCUUGACGUGGACAUGAAUAUUGCCAAGGAGCCAUCAAAACAGAUUAUAUAUUUGGUGUCAUCCAAAAUCUUUGAAUUCCUCAUCAAGCUGCAAUCGAUUUUUUUUGUAAAGAAUCUUUGGACGUCCCUCAGGUGGAUGGUAAUCUUAACUGGAAUGUAUCUACUUGGUGAGAUUAUUUACAUAAGCUAUAUAGUUCAUUUGGGGUUGGUAUUGCUCUUCACAAUGCCCAAGAUUUGUACGUGGAAUCUACCGCUAAUGAAAUUUCUAAAGCUUGGUAACUAUAACGUUACAGGAAAAGCCAUCCAGCUGAGAUCUCAGUCCCCAACCCUGGAGGAACUAGAUAUAAACUCCUUAAAGAAGUCGGAUUCAGAUAUUAAGCAAGAAUAUUACGCCGAGGGCAAAAAUUCUACAACUUUUGAAAUGAAAGAAGCGAUUGAGGAGUUUGAGCGUCUUGGGUAUUCCUCGAUGGAAGAAGAAACGGAAUGAUAGAUUGGAAAAAAUCAGAAGAAAACCUAUUGAUCCACCAAAAAUUCGUUCUAUAUAUUUUAAUGCGAUGGAAGAAAUUUAGUUUGUGGGUGUAUUAUCCAACAGUGAAGCCAAAUAAAUACUUUGGAAAAUAGUAUUAGCAUACUA